Molecule: messenger RNA, 1215 nt
Organism: Notechis scutatus (mainland tiger snake)
Lineage: Eukaryota; Metazoa; Chordata; Lepidosauria; Squamata; Elapidae
Gene: IDO2
Product: indoleamine 2,3-dioxygenase 2
Biological process (GO): 'de novo' NAD+ biosynthetic process from L-tryptophan
Cellular component (GO): cytoplasm
Molecular function (GO): metal ion binding; indoleamine 2,3-dioxygenase activity; heme binding
Source: RefSeq, a predicted model, not a curated record
AUGGAGAAUGCUACGCAUCAUGAGAAACAGAAGGCGGCAUUCACACUGAAGAGGUUUCAUAUUUCUGAAGAUUAUGGUUUCCUUCUUCCAAAUCCAUUGAAAGAACUUCCUCCUUUCUAUAGUCCAUGGAUGGAGAUUGCUCACAGGUUGGCUUCCUUGAUUGAGAGCCAUCAACUACGUUCCCAGGUCCACAAGAUGCCUCUUCUAAGCUGCCAGUACCUCCAAGGCCACCGAGAACUCUAUUUGGCCCACCUGGUCCUCAGUUUCAUCACAAUGGGCUACGUCUGGCAGGACGGUGAAAAAGAGGUCCCCAAGGUCUUGCCACGAAAUCUGGCCAUCCCUUUUGGAGAAGUCUCUGAGAUGCUAGGUCUGCCUCCGAUCCUGGUCCACACAGAUUUUGUUUUGGUGAACUGGAAGAAAAAAAAUCCCCAGGGGCGGCUGGAAAUUGAGAAUCUGGAGCCCAUUGUGACCUUUCCUGGAGGGAAAAGUACAGUUGGGUUCAUCCUUGUCAGUUUACUGGCAGAGAAAGUUGCUGCACCAGGACUCAAGGCAAUUGCCAAAGCGGUGAAUGGACUUCUUCAGCCAAAUGACAAAAUCCUGGCUGAAGCAUUGCAAGAAGUGACAAACACACUUCAAGAAAUGACCAAAACUCUGAAGAAAAUGCAUGAUCACGUUGAUCCUUCAGUAUUUUAUGGAGUGACAAGAAUAUUUUUUUCUGGUUGGAAAGAUAACCCCGUGUUACCCGAAGGGCUGCUGUAUGAAGGCCUUUGCGAAGAACCUCUGGCAUAUUCUGGGGGCAGUGCGGCUCAGAGCUCCACCCUGCAUGCCUUCGAUGAGCUGCUUGGUAUCCAACAUCAGAAAGAAAGUGCUGGAUUUUUGCACAGGAUGAGAAAAUACAUGCCUCCUCAUCAUCAGGCCUUCAUUGAAGAAAUCCGAUCUGUUCCUCGACUGAAGGAUCACGUCUUAUCUUCUGCAAACCAAGACCUUCAGUCCACAUACAACAAGUGUGUGGCUGCUCUUUCUGAGCUAAGGACCUACCAUAUCACCUUGGUCACCAAGUACAUCGUUAUAGCAGCCAAAAAAGCCAAGAACAACAUUUCUCAAACCACGAGUCCUCCAUCUUUCCUGGAAGUGGUAGGGACUGGGGGUUCACGGGUUCUGAAAUUCUUAAAAAGUGUCCGGGACACAACAAAAGAAGCUAUGAUACAACUCUAA